GGACGCGCAGCGGCCAAUCACAGACGCGUGUGUGCUGCUCGCUCCUGUGGACGAAGACAGACGACGACGACGACGACGAUUAUGGAGUGGAACUGUGUCCUGCUCUCUGUGACUCCCGCUGCAAACUUUUCAUUUCUACACUGACGCAGAAAACGGAGCGAGGUGUUGGCGUUUGUGCUGGAGGAGGAGGAAGAGGAGGAGGUGGAGGAAGGCAGCUGACUCUGAAGCUGGAAUGGGGGAGAUAGAAGGUUCAUACCGGGUCCUGCAGACUCCCGGCACCAGGCUGGGAGCCCAGUUCAAUGCUGGUAUCAGCACACUGGAGCCGGGCCAGAGCCUCAGUGGCAACAUGGUCAGCGGAAACAGGAGCCACGGACGAGGGCUACAGAUUCGAGUGCAGGGCUUGGACGACUCCCAGGAGUUCUUUGACGUAGAUCCAAAAGCUCUUGGACAGGAAGUGCUCUCUGAUGUUUUCCACAGAGGGAACCUCAUCGAGAGCGAUUACUUUGGCCUGGAGUUUCAGAACAUGCAGAUGAACUGGGUUUGGCUGGAACCAACUAAACCUGUUGUGAAACAAGUCAGAAGACCAGCAAACACCCUCUUUAGACUGUCGGUGAAAUUCUUCCCUCCAGAUCCUGGUCAGCUGCAGGAGGAAUACACAAGGUACUUGUUCUCGCUGCAGAUGAAGAGAGACCUGAUGGAGGGCAGGUUGAUCUGCUCGGAGAACACCGGAGCUCUGCUCGCCUCUCACCUCGUCCAGUCGGAGAUUGGCGACUACGACGAUGCGGCUGACGGAGACUUCCUGAGGACAAACAAGCUGCUGCCGUAUCAAGAGAAGGUGGAGGAGAGGAUCAUGGAGCUCCACCGCAGACAUGUGGGUCAAACUCCAGCUGAAUCUGAUUUCCAAAUCCUGGAGAUUGCUCGUAAACUGGAGAUGUACGGCGUCCGCUUCCACCAAGCGGCCGACCGCGAAGGAACCAAGAUCAACCUGGCUGUUGCUAAUAUGGGCCUUCAGGUUUUUCAGGGCAACACAAAAAUAAACACAUUCAACUGGUCCAAGAUUCGCAAACUCAGCUUCAAAAGAAAACGCUUCCUGAUCAAGCUUCACCCAGAAGUCCAUGGACCACACCAGGACACUCUGGAGUUCAUGAUGGCCAGUCGAGACCAGUGUAAAAUCUUCUGGAAGAUCUGUGUGGAAUAUCACUCGUUUUUCCGCUUGUUGGAUCAACCUCAACCCAAAACCAAAGCUCUCCUCUUCACCAGAGGCUCCUCCUUCAGAUACAGUGGAAGAACUCAGAAGCAACUUCUGGAGUACGUGAGGGGAAAUGGAGCAAAGAGAACGCCGUACCAGAGGAGGAACAGUAAAAUACAAAUGUCUGCUCGUUCUUUUGCAACAGAUGUGCCAAAACAGAGCUUGUCGUUCAGCGACAGUCUCAGGAGUCCGGGUUCCCUCGGCUCAGCCACAGUGUCCUUCCACACGUCCUCCGUCCUCCCUCGGACAGAGCUGCAGCCUCAGCUUCAGCCUUUUCCCGCGCUCGGCUCGUCUCCUCAGCACCUGCAGAAGCCGCAGCCGCCGCUCCACUCCCCUCCACGAGCCACGCGACCCCCCAGCCCGCCGAGGGAAGACGCCGUCAAGGCCACGCCCCCGCCCCACUACACUUUUCAAGAUCCAGAGAUGGACAGCCCUCAGCUCUCGCCCUUCAACUCCAAGGAUCCGCUCUGCCUGUCGCCCGCCUUCCAGCUGUCCACCCUCAGCCUGCCAGGUCAGGCGCCGUCGCCCCUGCAAAGCCCCAUCCUGAGUGAGGUGGGCAGCACUGCCAGGCUAGAGGAGGAAGAGGAGGGCAGGAGGAAGCGCUAUCCUACAGACAAGGCCUACUUCAUUGCCAAAGAGAUUCUGACCACAGAGAGAACAUACUUGAAAGACCUUGAGGUCAUCACCGUGUGGUUCCGAAGUGCUGUGAUCAAAGAGAACGCCAUGCCCGAAGGCCUGAUGACCCUCCUCUUCUCCAACAUCGACCCCAUCUACGAGUUCCACCGAGGCUUCCUCAAGGAGUUGGACCAGAGGCUGGCUCUCUGGGAGGGACGCUCGAACGCUCACGUCAAAGGCGACUACCAGAGGAUCGGCGAUGUGAUGCUGAGGAACAUGUGUGCUCUGAAGGAGUUCACCAGCUUCCUGCAGAAGCACGACGAGGUGUUGACGGAGUUGGAGAAGGCCACCAGGAGACUGAAGAAGCUGGAGACGGUCUACAAAGAGUUUGAGCUGCAGAAGGUCUGUUACCUGCCGCUCAACACGUUCCUGCUCAAACCCAUCCAGCGCCUCAUGCACUACAAACUCAUCCUGGAGAGACUGUGCAAACAUUACUCACCCGCUCACCGGGAUCAUGACGACUGCAAGGAGGCUCUGAAGGAAGUCGCCGAGAUAGCCACUCAGCUCCAGAGCAGCCUGAUCCGACUGGAGAACUUCCAGAAGCUGACCGAGCUGCAGAGAGACCUGAUCGGGAUAGAGAACCUGACAGCACCGGGCAGAGAGUUCAUACGAGAGGGAUGUCUGUACAAGCUGACUAAGAAGGGGCUGCAGCAGAGGAUGUUUUUCCUGUUCUCUGACAUGCUCCUCUACACCAGUAAAGGGGUCACAGCAACCAAUCAGUUCAAAGUGCACGGACAGCUGCCUCUUCACGGCAUGAUCCUCAUUGUGCUGGACGCACCGGUUGAGGAGAGUGAGAACGAGUGGUCUGUCCCUCACUGCUUCACCAUCUACUCCGCUCAGAGAACCAUCGUCGUGGCUGCCAGCUCUAAAGUGGAGAUGGGGAAGUGGAUCGAGGAUCUGAAUCUGGCUAUCGACGCGGCCAAGAAGUCCAACGAAAAGUCCAGCAUCUUCCUGGACGCCGGAGUCGGCGAUCACUCCAAUCGCUCGUCUGAUGAGGUUUCACUGGAGCAGGAGUCGGAGGACGACAUGAACUCGUCCAGGACGUCACUGGACAAGCAGACGCACCAUCGUGCAAACACGACCAUGCACGUGUGCUGGCACCGCAACACCAGUGUUUCUAUGUCUGAUCACAGCCUGGCUGUGGAGAACCAGCUCUCUGGUUACCUGCUGAGGAAGUUCAAGAACAGUAACGGCUGGCAGAAACUCUGGGUCGUGUUCACCAACUUCUGCCUGUUCUUCUACAAGACUCAUCAGGACGACUUCCCACUGGCAAGUCUCCCUCUGCUGGGCUACACAGUCAGCACCCCCGAGGAGUCCGACAGCAUCCACAAGGACUACGUCUUCAAACUGCAGUUCAAGUCCCACGUCUACUUCUUCCGGGCAGAGAGCGAGUACACCUUUGAAAGAUGGAUGGAGGUGAUCAAGAGUGCAGCCAGCACCACGGGCCGGAUUAUCCUGCUCAUACCUAAAGAAGGUGGAGGUCUCGUGGCAAUGAAUGGAAAAUGAGUGGAAUGCUGUGUGCGUGUGCGUGUGCGUGUGCGUGUGUGUGUGCGUGUGUGUGUGUGUGUGUGUGUGUGUGUGUGUGUGAGAGAGAGAGAGGCUGGGCCUUGAUGACAUCACAGAAAACCCCAAAAGUCCCAUUACUUUUCAAAGUAGCAAGUGAAAUGAACAUGUGACAUUAACAGACGAGAUUGAACGUCACUGACAGUUUUAACAUUUGUGUUUUUGUUUGUUUUUGUUCUUUUCUCUUGAUUCAAUGGUGUAAAUGACAUGUUCCACUCUCUCUCUCUCUCUGGGAUAUAAUGAAAGGGAGACUUGUACAUUAUUGUUUAUCUUGCAUGUGUAACUUCUUCAUAGAGACUGAUGCUCCAGGAAAUGGGACCAAAACCAACAAAGAAGGCUGAAAUUCAGCUUUUCUUUCAAGGAUUUUUCUGAUUUGGCCUGAAGCUUUUUCAUCUCAUGCAGCUUUGUGCUACAGGAAAUACGUCAAACUGUAUGUGGACAAUGAAGGAAAGGGUUAGUGUGUGCUCUCACCACUGUUAUAGAGCCAGAGGUGUGUGUGUCUGUGUGUCUGUGUGUGUCUGUGUGUGUGUGUGUCUGUCUGUGUGUGUGUGAGAAGAGGGGAGAUGAACAGAAAGUAAAUGAAAUGUUGAAGCAGGUUUGAGACGAGAAGUUGUUUUGUGGGAGAUUUUUGUUGAGAGAUUCUCUGAGUUCAUGCUGCUGCUGCUGCUGCUGCUGAUGCUGCUGCUGCUGCUGCUGCUGCUGCUGCUGCUGCUGCUGCUGCUGCUGCUGCUGCUGCUGCUGCUGCUGCUGCUGCUGCUGCUGCUGCUGCUGCUGAGUCACACAUUAUUUCAGGUCAGGCUUGGUACUCACACAGGGAUGUGCACCAACUGUAGGUACUGAGGCCCAGUUUGUCAGUGAUUUAAAAAAACAUUUUAGCCACUCGCCUGGUAAGAUGUUGUCCCUCUGAAGCCCACGAUAUAUUCAGAACAUGUCCACCACGUUAUCUUGCUGUUAAACAACAUUGUAAACGUCACACUCCCCACACCAAAGUCCACAGAGACAGCCUCCAUUAUUAAGUGUUGUUGUGUAAAUGUGUUAUUUAAGUGACACAAACAUGUGUCGAUGUUAUAUGGACUUUGGUGUGAGAGCAGUUAACAAACCUUUAAUGGUGAAACAUGUUCAUAAGAGAUGGUGGACUCAUGUGGAGUCAGCACCACUUCACAACAACAACCCUUUAUUUUAAGCCUCAGUUUGUAUGGUUGGGUCCAGUGUUCACAGAAGAGUUUGGUGCUACUUUAAUACGAAGAAUAUUUUUGUUCCUGUGUUGUUGUUCAUACCGAUAAUAAGAGGAGAAAAUGUGAUGAUUAUCACAGCAACACACUUUGAAUAUAUGAUGUCGUCAUGCGUUAGACGAAUGACACACAGAUAACAGAAAGAUCUGUUCAAUCCUGGUAUUUAGUGGCUUACAUGCAACCAUGGUAUUAUCUGCUCUAUCAUUUGAUGAAGACUGGAACUUGUACUCGUGUGUGUGUGUGUGUGUGUGUGUUUCUCCUAUUUAUUGUUUAGCAUGUGGUCCUGAAAGCUCUCGUGUAGUCUUCAUGUUAUCACUGUUUAUCACUGAAAAACCUAACCAAUAAAAGAUCAUUUCAAGCAGUUUCUGCUGACACUUUGUA
Molecule: messenger RNA, 5100 nt
Organism: Solea solea (common sole)
Lineage: Eukaryota; Metazoa; Chordata; Actinopteri; Pleuronectiformes; Soleidae
Gene: farp2
Product: FERM, RhoGEF and pleckstrin domain protein 2
Exons: 28
Coding region: 233-3430 (1065 amino acids)
Cellular component (GO): cytoskeleton
Molecular function (GO): guanyl-nucleotide exchange factor activity; cytoskeletal protein binding
Source: RefSeq, a predicted model, not a curated record